Messenger RNA from Phytophthora sojae, 261 nucleotides. RefSeq lists its product as hypothetical. Bases 1 to 261 code for a protein of 86 amino acids. Lineage: Eukaryota; Oomycota; Peronosporomycetes; Peronosporales; Peronosporaceae. The record is from RefSeq and is a predicted model, not a curated record. The transcript has a single exon.
AUGCGGUACCAACACCUGUGGGUAAACCACACGAAACACUUCAAGGACCCCACGACUGGCGCCCAUACGAACCGCAUCGAGGGCGUCUGGGAGGUGAAGAUCAAGCAGCGCAUCAAAGCUGCUCGUGGUAUGCGGAAAAGAGUGGUAGCUAGCUACCUAGACGAGUGUAUGUGGCGCACGUGGUACUUCGCGGAGAAACCUGCAAAGAGUCACAUUUUCCAAGGGCUAGUUACUGGUAUUAGGAAGUACUACGAGGUCUAG